GUUACGUCACAGAUUAACAGCCAAUCCCAGCGCACAGCGCCAACAUCACUGGCUGCCUGAAAACAUGGCGGGGAAGCAGGAAGAAGUCAGCUUUAAAAAGGAAACGGUGAGCAAACUUCUGUCCAGUUCCUUUAAGGAGGACAAAACCAAAUUAAGCGGCGAUGCCACACUGCUCAUGAGAGAAAUGCUGAAAAUAUUUGUUAAAGAAGCGGCGCUCAGAUCACUGAAGCAAGCCGAAGCCGAGGACUGCAACCAAGUAGAGAUUGAGCAUUUUGAAAAAAUCCUGCCUCAGCUGCUUCUGGAUUUCUAAGAGGAACCACAAGAUGGAGCCAUAGUGCUGCUAACAUGUUUUUUUGCAAGUUUUGUUUUUGAGAGUUUUUGUUGCUGUUGUUGUUGUUGUUGUUUUUUGCUCAGCAUAAAUUAAAUUUCCUAAUUGAAUCUGGAAUCCCAUUAAUAUUCAUGUCAUGCGUUGAUUUUAUUUUAUUUUUUCUGAUUUAAAGUUAAAGAACCCCACAGCGUCAAACCCCACUUCCACCAAUGAGGGCCACCUGUGCUCAUCUGUGGAACAACAGGUGCUUCCAGCAUGCUCCGUGGCGCCCUUCAUCAAAGCCUCCAGGAGCAGUUGGAAGCAAUUAGAGUAAUAAGGGGAGCAGCCAGUCCCUUAGAUGAUGACAAGUGCCAGGAAAAAAGGAGUACCCCCUCCGGCCACUUUGAAGUUCCCUUUUGCUGUCCUGCGAUGUUUGGUUAGAGGUAGGGGGAAGGGCAAAGGGGACCUCUGGCACAGGGAGGAAAGUUGAAUGGGAGUGUGUGUGUGUGUGUGUGUGUGUGUGUGUGUGUGUGUGUGUGUGUGUUAAGUUAGCCAAACACGGCCAGAGACCACACGCAUAGAGAUUCUGUUUGAAAGGAAACAUAACAAAACACAUCGGAACAUGGUCCAAGAGGAGCAGGGUGUAAUUCUGAAGGUAAAUAAACAAAACAGGCGAGUAGUAGAGGUGCUCUCUCUGCUUUCAUCACAGCAGAGGGAGGAGGGAGGAGGGGGGGUUACUAGGCCUACCGGAGAGAGGCUAAUUUGGGGUUUUUCAAACCCGAGUGGCUCUUAUGUUUUUCCACCAGCGGUGUGUUUGACCAAAGUGUCUUUUUUUUUUUUUACUGUGAGUCAGCAUAGCUGUACAACACCUCGCUCUGUUUAUUUGUGUGCCUCUUGGGUGAGUCACUGGACUCGCAUACAGCUGGAAGCAACUUAAGUGAAAGUCAAGAAUCCAAAGGGUCGGAUAGGUGUUCAAGGACGCGGCACCUGGGGUUUGACCCAGAACCUUUUCAGGCUUUGAAAGGCCCAGGUCGGAUUGCGCGACUUCCAGAGAAGGCGGCCAGGGAGAGGCGUGCUUGGGUUGAGCGAUGCGAAGUUUCGGAGUAACAAUAUCAGGUUUAAACGUGGAGGACACCCCAUUUUUGCUCAGUGAAAAUAAAACAUUCUUAUUGGGGUAUUAAUUUCUGUAAAUUCCCCCCAAAACUCACGACUUGUCUUUGCCAUAGUUUGCAAAAGUUUUUUUUUCUCCUAAAAUCUUUCUAUUGCUGAAAUAACUUUCAGCAAUAGUUAUUUCUAGGAGUUCUGUACUGUCACUUCUGUAUAACUACACUGAUUAUGCAUUUUAAUGGGGCAAAUUACAUCUGACGGCAGUAUUGUUAAACAUGCAAUAAAACAAAACAGUUAAGACAAAUAAGGGGGAGGGGCUUUGGUGAGAAUAACGAGUUAAAGCUUUUUCUUCAUCUUCAGAGGGUCCAGGCGCUUUGGAGAAGCUCUGGAGUGAGAGACAUUUCUGAGGAGACGGACGCUGAUCUAUGUCCUGCCUUCCAGCUGUUUUUCCAUCUUUUUGGGGGAGGUGGGGCUUAAAUGUAACACGCAAACCCCGAUCUGACUGUAGUCACUAAUACCAAUAUUGAUCUUCGGCUAAUUUUCCUGCCAAAGUAUUUUCCGUCCUGUUCGUUCUGCUUUCAGGGAAAUUAAGCAUCACAAUAUAUAAUGUGUUAAACCAUGGGAUUACCCCACUUUUUUCCAUAUAAAUAAAUACUAAAUCAUUA
Messenger RNA from Fundulus heteroclitus (mummichog), 2079 nucleotides. RefSeq names its product centromere protein X (gene cenpx). Gene Ontology annotation, biological process: resolution of meiotic recombination intermediates; DNA repair; replication fork processing. The record is from RefSeq and is a predicted model, not a curated record. The transcript has 5 exons. NCBI's taxonomy places the organism in Eukaryota, Metazoa, Chordata, Actinopteri, Cyprinodontiformes, Fundulidae. Bases 65 to 310 code for a protein of 81 amino acids. Gene Ontology annotation, molecular function: protein heterodimerization activity. Gene Ontology annotation, cellular component: Fanconi anaemia nuclear complex; FANCM-MHF complex.